Exaiptasia diaphana is the source of this 958-nucleotide messenger RNA. Its product is annotated as BET1 homolog. Lineage: Eukaryota; Metazoa; Cnidaria; Anthozoa; Actiniaria; Aiptasiidae. The coding region runs from base 78 to 413 and encodes 111 amino acids. Gene Ontology annotation, molecular function: SNAP receptor activity. Gene Ontology annotation, cellular component: SNARE complex; Golgi trans cisterna. The record is from RefSeq and is a predicted model, not a curated record. Gene Ontology annotation, biological process: vesicle fusion with Golgi apparatus; endoplasmic reticulum to Golgi vesicle-mediated transport. The transcript is spliced from 4 exons.
CAAAAAUUACACGUUUACAAAAGAAAGUUUACCAGAAAACGCUUCCUUAUCGUWACUAUCCCUGGGUAUUGUAAAGAAUGCGACGAGCACAUAACAUUGGCAACGGAAUGAACUCUCUGCAUAGAAGUGAUCAAAUGCUGGAGGAUGAAAAUGAAAGACUAGAAAAUGAUCUCUCAAAUAAAGUACAAACAUUAAAAUCGCUUUCAAUCGAUAUAGGCCAUGAAGUUAGAUCUCAAAAUCAAUUAUUAAAUGACAUGGAUGAUGAUUUUGACACAAGUGGAGGACUCCUCUCAGCAACAAUGGGAAGACUUACUGCAUUAACAAAGAAAGGACACCAUAAAAUAAUGUGCUAUUUAAUGCUUUUCUGUUUAUUUGUUUUCUUUGUUGCUUGGUUUAUUGUAAGACGGAGAUAAUAACAUACACAUAUGAAUAUCAAUAGAUGUUUUUAAAUACAUUGCAACAAGGUAUUUGCAUCCUAUGUAAUAUAAGAUUACAAGAUAAAAAGAAAAAAAAAACAUUGAAAAAGAUGUUCAUAAACCUCUUUGAUUUGAUUCACUUAAGAGAAUGUCAUUUCAUUUAAAUUGUCUUCUGUAAUUUUCAUCUGAAUGCAGUACAUGAAAUCUGUUUUAAAUGAUCUAAAAUACCUUCUAACAUUGUAUUUCUAAAAACAAAUUAUAAUAUUAUUGUAAAUAAAAUUAUAACAUUAGCAACACAAUUAUAGGUACAUUCUGGCAGCCUUCUUAUGCGAAUAAUUAUCAUUGUAUGCUACAAAACAAAAUAUUUUCAAUAGUGUAUUUAAAAAUUAUGUAUACUUAAAUGGGUAAUGUGGGCUAAACUAUAAUAUUUUCUUGGAUGUUUUCCUUCAAUUAGUAAUUUAACUGAAAUAUGACAUUUUCCUUAUUGUAUAUAUCUUAUACACAACUUCGUUUUUGCAAUGAAUAAAAAAAAAUUAAACAUU